Molecule: messenger RNA, 2028 nt
Organism: Rhodotorula toruloides NP11
Lineage: Eukaryota; Fungi; Basidiomycota; Microbotryomycetes; Sporidiobolales; Sporidiobolaceae
Product: zinc finger, CCCH-type protein
Exons: 4
Coding region: 1-2028 (675 amino acids)
Biological process (GO): box C/D snoRNP assembly
Cellular component (GO): nucleus
Molecular function (GO): metal ion binding; RNA binding
Source: RefSeq, a predicted model, not a curated record
AUGAGCUACAACUCGGGCGGACAGCAACCGCGCAGAACGGCGCCGCUCAUCCAGCGACCCACCUCUUCUCACCAUCCUCAUCAGUCACAGUCGACUUUCGCUUCGGGACUCGGCAAUGCGGUGGCAGGCGCGCUGGGCGGGAUGGGGUACGGUCAGACAGCGAUGGGCGGGGUGAACUGGGGCCCGUACGGCGGUCAGGCGUUCGCACCGGCAGGAGGGGCGGUGCAGAGCUAUGGUCAGAGUUGGGCAGGGCAGUACGGCGGGAUGGGAGGGUUUUCUGGUGGUGGUGGACCUGCUCUACAGUCCAACGGUGCGGGCCAGCCGUAUGGCGGACCGGCACAGUACAGUCAAGCUCCCCGAUCCGCCUAUCCUCCCUCGUUUUACCCCCCUUCGCACGACCAGCGUCAGCAGCGCCCUCCGGCACUUCCACAACGUCCAUUCGCGUCAUCGUCGGCUCCUCAACACUAUCCCGAACCGCGGCCGCAGACGACUGUAGACGGGUACUCCCUCUCGUCCGCCUACGCCGGUCCUUCCGCUUCGUCUACACCUUCGUACGACAGUCCUGUGCCUUCCGCCUCGACCGAACGAGAUUCUACAUCCCGUAAAGGCCGGAAGGGCGGUCCUAGCCAACCUUCGGGUGGUGGUCCGCAAAUCGUCAAGUGCUGCAAGGACGACUGCAGCUUCACGGGCUCGAAGAAGCAGGUCCGCGAGCACGAGGAGGACCGGCAUCUGAUCUAUGCGCCGGGGAGGGAGCCGAAGCCGUGGAGCGGGAGCUUGAAGCCGGUUGACGGUGCCGUCAUCGAGGGAACAGGCAUUGCGCUCGACACGCCCGAAGCGGUCGCCAAGUGGAUCGAGGAGCGCAAGAAGCGGUGGCCAUCGAAGAAGGUCGUCGAGGAGAAGGAAAAAGCCCGUGCCGAACGAAUUGCAGCGGGUCUCGAAGCUCCUCCUCGAGAACGAGGUGGUCGGGGCCGAGGACGCGGUCGAGGACAGGCAGAACCGCGUGGACGUGGUCGGGGUCGAGGGGGCCGAGGAGGUUUCGUUGGCGGGAGGGAGGGCGGUGAAGCGCAGCAAGACGAGGAGGACAAGGCGGAUGAGCCGGCGAGGAAGCGGGUCAAGCUGGAGAUGGAAGAGGAGACCGCCGAGGUCAAAACGUCGGUGCAGACGGAUGUUUCGGAUGGGUCGGACUCGGACGACGAAGACGACGGACCGCCAGAGGAAGCGACGACGAAGAUCGAGGCGAUGGAUGCGGAGAUGCAUGACGAGGAGGUCGUCAAGGAGAGAGGAGCUGGAGCCGAACAGGUUGGAGAGGAGGAGUUUGUCGACACGUCAGCCGAGGGCGCCGCAGCCGAGGCGCCGAAGAACCGCUUCCAGGUGGUUUGCCGGCAUUGGCGGAAAGGGAACUGCGCGCUCGGUGAUGACUGUCCUUACCUGCACGAGAUUCCCGCGAACGCUCCUCCGCCUCCUCUCCCCAAGCGUAAACGCCCUGCGCCUCCUCCGCCACCUCACAACCCCUUCGCCCGUCCCGCCGGCUAUUCUGACCCCUUCUCGCUCCUCGAGGAACGCGACUACAAGCACCUUGUUUCGGACGUCUUGCAGGUCAUCGAGUUCCUUGGCGCCAAUGACUGGCUCAAGGGUGUCGAGAUCAGGCCUGGACAGCUGGAUGAGGAGAGCGGAAUUGAGGUGCUGGAGGACAAGAAGACGGAGGAGCGGAUAUCAACCGAGGAAGCGGUGGUCGAGCCCGAGGUGAAGCCUGAGGUUGAGGACGACUCCGACGACGACGACCUCGUCAUCACGCCCAUUGGCGAGCAGGUCGCACCGAUUGAUGUCACACCCUCAGCGCACCCUGCGACCUUCGAUGGCGCGCAUCCUCCCCAGCCUCCACCCGCUGCUGGCCUCCCAACACCUUCUCUUCCACUCAAGCCCGCCCUUUCUUCAGCACUCGCGAGUCUCGUCGCAGAUUACGGCAGCGACACGGACGACGAAGAGGAGGAGCAGAGCGUCGCGGCUGCGUUGACGGGUCGAGCGUAG